Molecule: messenger RNA, 2227 nt
Organism: Seminavis robusta
Lineage: Eukaryota; Bacillariophyta; Bacillariophyceae; Naviculales; Naviculaceae
Source: the annotation of a GenBank genome assembly
AUGCUGAACCGUCGAGGACGCAGCAGUGACAAUGAUCUUUCGGAAGCUCCCGUGAGUGGUGCUCCUUCCACCAACGGUAGCACGGGUAAUAAUCAAAAGAUGCCGGGAGGCGCCCUGAAAGAUGUACCCAUCCUACCCAAGGAUCGUCGAAAACGACGCAAGGAGAAAUUGCGCAAACGCAAAGGUGGCAAGACCCUGAGAGCUUGGAUUCCCAUUUGUUUCGUCAUUUUCUACGUUUUAGUGGUUGUGGCCAGUUUGUCCCUCUUGGCCAGAUAUUUCUUGAAAUCUACUUCUUCCACUACUACUAAAACAUCAACCACUACUACAUCCAAUCAUGCAGCCAUUUCCACUCCAUCAUCAUUAUCAUCAUCUGGUGGACGUAAUAAUCCCAUCUUAUCGGCUGCAUACCCCAAAAUAUUACGCAAUCCACACGAGUAUCCUCCCUUAUCUCAAGCUGCCAUUGACAUGUGCACGCGCACGUUAUGGCACACGAUUGAAACCACCACCAUUGUCUUGCCCGACGGCGAAACGUUUAUUCAUACGGGAGACAUUGACGAUUUAUGGCUCCGCGAUUCGGCCGCUCAAGUCCAUCCCCUCCUGGUACCCCUCUUUGGUCCCAAUCGCACCCAAGCACUUGUGGCGUUAGAUCCCAAAUUGGAUCGCAUCGUGUCCGGUUUGAUUGCACGAACGGCCACGUAUAUUCGACACGACCCGUACGCCAAUGCCUUUCGCAUUGACGAUUCCUACAUCUUUUCCGCCGCGCAGAAAAGAAUGGGACGACACGAUCUCAUUUCUACAUGGAACUACGAACUCGAUAGUUUUGGGUUCUGGAUGCGGAUGGUAUACUAUUAUUGGAAACAAUCAUCUUCUGACACUGCAAAAAGUGUCAUUUUCUUGGAACGCGUCCAACAAGCUGCCGAUAUCAUGGUGGAUGUCUGGAAAUCGGAACAACAACACGAAAAUGACCAGUAUCCCACGGGGCCGUUAUUGGACUGUCUCAAUUGCAACAAACCCUAUCGAUAUCCCGGAUUGGCACGCAAUGGCAAAGGAUCUCCCACCAAUGCGUCGUCGGGUCUCACAUGGACGGGAUUCCGACCCAGUGAUGACGAAUGUCAGUACGGGUACCUCAUUCCCUCCAAUAUGCUUGCCGUCGUCGCCUUGGAGUAUAUUGUCGAAAUGGCAUCUGCUGGUGGGCCGUGGCAUAAUAAUAACCCUGCCUUGGCACUCAAAGCACAACAAUUGGCACACGAAAUUCAAAACGGCAUUGAAACACACGGUAUUGUGAAUCAUCCCCGGCAUGGGAAGAUCUAUGCCUACGAAGUGGAUGGAUUGGGGAAUAGUCUAUUAAUGGACGAUGCCAAUGUCCCAUCCUUACUCUCCAUCCCCUACUUGGGAUACAAACACUACGAUCCACAAAUAUACGAAAACACGAAACGAUUCAUUUUCAGCAAUGACAAUCCAACGUUCCAAUCGGGAAGCAAUGCCAUGACGGGACCCAUUCAAGGAUACGGGUCGCCACACAUGAAGGCCGCCAUUGCCCACAAUAUAUGGCCCAUGUCGCUCGCCGUGCAGGGAUUGACCAGUUCCGAUACACAAGAAAAGGCAAAACUCGUCGAAACGUUGGUGGCGGCAUCGGCCGGAACCGGAUGGAUGCACGAAUCAUUUGACGUUCGAAAUCCAAGGAAAUUUACUCGAUCCUGGUUCUGUUGGGCCGAUUCACUCUUUGCCGAGUUGGUCUUGUCCAUAACCGAUCAAUGUCCCCAAUUGGCGCACAAAUACAGAGUCAUGGAAUGGAGGGAUACCAAUUUGGUGGAGGGAGGAAUAUAUGCCGAGGAUUAGCUGCUGUAAACGAUAGAUGCAUGAGGACAAGAAGUCAACAAUACAGUAUGCAGUCUUGCGCGAGUUCAUCGACGGCUUGCCCUUUUGGUUCUUUGCCCCUCUUGAAGGAAUGCUGCAAUCGCAAUGGCAAUUUAGGGUUCAUGACUUCGAUUUCUCCUCUCUUGCUGAUGGGGGGCUCGUGAGUACUAUGGGGAACUCUCAAGACCAACCUUCCGAUCACAUUCCUGUUGUCUGCACCAUUGCAGCGAUAGAAAAUCCGUUCAAAAAGAUGAAGGGACACACGACAAGUGCUUUCAACUGUAGAGGCGGCUCGAGGGGCCGUUCUUCUAGCUUGCUAGUAGAUAGAUUGUCUCAGUUGUAUCCAUUUAUUUGUUCCACCUAUAAUGCU